AUGCUGACGUUGCAGGGACUUUCUGCUGAGCAAAGAUCUUUGUGUUUCGUGAAUUCGUACGAGCCGUUGGUGAAGCAUGGCCGGAGCACAGCAGUAGUGUUGGCAGGGUGGACAACGAAUGCGCCAAAAGGCUGUCCCGGUCUCGCAACGACGGGGUUCAAACCAGUCGGAUGCUAUGGCACAACUGCUCUGCUUGCUGUCGUGCAACCCAUACACAAGUUGCGAUUCGCACAAGCUGCGCGCAUUUUCACUUGA
Messenger RNA from Akanthomyces muscarius, 255 nucleotides. RefSeq lists its product as uncharacterized. The coding region runs from base 1 to 255 and encodes 84 amino acids. The transcript has 4 exons. Lineage: Eukaryota; Fungi; Ascomycota; Sordariomycetes; Hypocreales; Cordycipitaceae. The record is from RefSeq and is a predicted model, not a curated record.